Molecule: messenger RNA, 603 nt
Organism: Sinocyclocheilus grahami
Lineage: Eukaryota; Metazoa; Chordata; Actinopteri; Cypriniformes; Cyprinidae
Gene: nrn1b
Product: neuritin 1b
Exons: 3
Coding region: 61-492 (143 amino acids)
Biological process (GO): neuron projection extension; nervous system development
Cellular component (GO): plasma membrane
Source: RefSeq, a predicted model, not a curated record
GAAGUAGGCGAUUCCAGACCUCCUCCACAGACUAACAUUACUGAUUCUGUUAAGAGUAGGAUGGGACUGACUUUGACCGAUAAAUACAACUCGUUACUUUUCACACUGGAAUUGAUUUCAUUGGUACAGGCAUCAUGUGCUGGAGGAACAUGUGAAAACGUAUUUAAAGGUUUCUCAGACUGCCUGCUCAGCCUUGGAGAAAACAUGGUGAACUAUUCCCAAGAGCUGGAUGACAGCGAAUACCCACAGACCAUCUGCUCAUAUUGGAAUGACUUCCACUCGUGCACCUCCACCGCAAUUGCAGAUUGUCAAGAAGGCGCAAAAGACCUUUGGGAAAAACUGAAACUGCAGUCCCGGAGCUUGGACUAUCAGAGAAGCUUGUUUGAAUUAUGCUCCGAGGAUAAUGGAGUAUCCAGAGUUUUAUUACCAAUGGAACUGAAGAUACUGCUGAUGUGUUUUGCCACACUGGUGGCUUGGCUUGCUUUUGAGUAAUAAACCCAAAGAUCUGACCUGAAACAAGUUCCUAAAUGGAUAAUAUGCACCCCUGUCUCUCUUCAACAGUUCAUGUUUUGCUGCACAUAAUGAUGAUGGUUAUGUUAAAUA